This is a messenger RNA of Scomber japonicus (chub mackerel), 1569 nucleotides long. RefSeq names its product fructose-1,6-bisphosphatase 1a (gene fbp1a). Gene Ontology annotation, cellular component: cytoplasm; cytosol. Gene Ontology annotation, biological process: fructose 6-phosphate metabolic process; fructose metabolic process; sucrose biosynthetic process. NCBI's taxonomy places the organism in Eukaryota, Metazoa, Chordata, Actinopteri, Scombriformes, Scombridae. Gene Ontology annotation, molecular function: fructose 1,6-bisphosphate 1-phosphatase activity. Bases 58 to 1074 code for a protein of 338 amino acids. The record is from RefSeq and is a predicted model, not a curated record. The transcript is spliced from 7 exons.
GUCCUGCAGCAUUUCCUCCAGUUUCUACUCUCAGGCUGCUGGAGACAAUCUGCCACCAUGUCCGACCGAGGAACCUUCGACACCAAUGUGGUCACCAUUACCCGCUUCCUGAUGGAGCAGGGCAGGAAGGCGAAGGGGACAGGAGAGCUGACAACGCUGCUGAACUCGCUGUGCACUGCGGUGAAGGCCAUCUCCAGCGCUGUGCGCAAAGCUGGGAUCGCCCACCUUUACGGCAUUGCUGGCAGCACUAAUGUGACAGGUGACCAGGUGAAGAAGCUCGACAUUCUGUCCAACGACCUGAUCAUAAACAUGCUUAAAUCCUCCUUCACCUCUUGCUUGCUGGUGUCGGAAGAGAAUGAAAAAGCCAUCAUCAUAGAGCCAGACACAAGGGGUAAAUACAUUGUGUGCUUUGACCCCUUGGAUGGAUCCUCUAACAUCGACUGUCUCGUCUCCAUCGGUACCAUCUUUGCCAUCUACAAAAAGACCACAGAUGAUGAACCAUGUGAGAAGGAUGCCCUUCAGCCUGGCAGGGACCUUGUAGCAGCAGGCUAUGCCCUCUACGGGAGUGCCACUAUGAUGGUGAUCUCCACCGGCCACGGAGUCAACGGUUUCAUGCUCGACCCAGCAAUUGGUGAAUUUAUCCUGGUUGAUCGGGAUGUGAAAAUCAAGAAGCGAGGCAAGAUCUUCAGCUUGAAUGAAGGCUACGCGAUGCACUUUGAGCCUGCUGUCACAGAGUACCUGCAGAAGAAGAAGUUUCCUAAGGAUGGCAGUGAGCCCUAUGGUGCCCGUUAUAUUGGUUCCAUGGUGGCAGAUGUCCACCGAACACUGAUGUAUGGAGGAAUCUUUUUAUACCCAGGAAAUGUGAAAAACCCAGAGGGAAAGCUGCGACUGCUGUACGAAGGCAACCCUAUGGCCUACAUCAUCGAGCAGGCAGGUGGUAUGGCCUCCACCGGCUGGGAGAACAUCCUGGACAUCCAGCCUGACAACAUCCACCAGCGGGCCCCUGUGGCCAUGGGCUCUACUGAGGACGUGCUGGAGUACGUCGCCAUCUGCAAAAAGCAUGCCAAGAAGUGAGGACCGCACCGACUCUCUCACAUAACCACCGUCUGGCCAGAACCUUGUAUCUUCAAACUUUCAGGGACUAGAAGACUUAGUUUGAGCUUGACAUAAAUGUAUUUUUGAUCAUGUACUGUGGAGUUUGAAAGAGGUUUUUCACGCCAAAAGUAUCAGGGUUUUUUCUUAGUGAAUAAGAAUAACCAAAUUUGGAGUUACAAGGUUUACAUGCCGUACCAAUGAUAUUUAUUUCUGCACAGCAGAAAGUGGUACACAUUCCACUAAAAAGAAAAGUACCAAAAAAUGUGCCAAAAAACAAAGACAAAUACACUUGAUUAAGCAAGUGAAGUCUAUUCCUCAUUUUACCUCCAGUUGUGCCUUUUUGAUUAGAAUGAAGAGACAUUCUAGACAUGUGAAGGACCAAAUACAACCUCUAUGCAAUGAAGUUGGAUGCUUUUUAUUUUGUGAACAACUACUGUGUGGACUGAUGCAUCUCAAUAAAUCCAAAUGAGCCUG